AUGAGUCGAAUCAAUUCGGCCACCAUUAUGAACAACACUGUGGCCAUCACAGCUGCCGAGCAAAUCAUGACCUUUGCCUCGCUCACAAGCACUGACCGUGAUGGACAGCCGCGCACCGCCUCGACCGUGGCUCUGGCUGUCUUGCCCAAGGAUUGCUCUGGCUUGCUCUUCACGCCAAUGCUCACGCCACAUGUCCUCAUCUUCUACCUGGGUCCUCUUUUCCUGCCCCGCUUGACUCUUAGGAUCGAUCCAACGGAACGUUUUCUUCUCUCCCUGGGCCGCGCUGGAAACUGCGUUGUCUGGGCCAUUGGGGUUGGCGCCUUGCAGAAGGAAGACAAGCCUCUCUCAUCAGUGACGCCCCUUUGGGGCAUUGAGCAUGAGACCUUCAAGAACGUGCUUGUGGCUUGUCACAUUAGGCCCACCAACGCCCAGUUGCCGCCGCUUGGCUGUCAGGAUUUUGCGUGCGUUUAUUUGCGUUCUAUUCAUGCUUUCGAGCCAAUUCUGACCACUCACCCCAAAUGCUUGCAUUUCCAUCGCAUGUGUAUCAGCUCAAACCAACGCAUCAUUCGGCACAAGGAUCAACCUGGCUACCUCGGCUGGGGCAUCGUCAACCAGCAAGGCGGGGUUGCUUUUCUUUACGUCAAUGCAGCAACCAGCCUGCGCCGCGUAGAUCUCAGUGCUCCCAAUGCAGUCGAGACUGCUGUUUCGGUGCUUCUCGAAAACCCCCAGACCAACAUUGAAGCCGGUGGUGAAAUUGCUGACAUCUACACAGCCACGGGAACGCCUCGUGAUGAGCCCAUUGUCAAGGCGUCUGUGCAGCAGCAACGCGAGGACCAAUGCCUCGUGGUGGCUGCCCUCACCCCGAAAACCAUGAUGGUGGCAACCUUUUCCAUCAUGCAGGGAAUGCCGUGUAUUGCACAUGCCAAGCCCAAGGUCAACCCCGAGCUGCUAGAAUCAGCGAUCAGUGUCACCUCCAACAGGAUGUUGUUGGCCAUGCGCCCCCUAGAUGGCAUGAUCAAGUGCAUGGCGAUUGAGCUGCAAUCCUUUACUUUAAGCAGCAAGGUCUUUGAGUGCGCUGAUGUCACAGCGGAUAGCCAGAUCGAGGUCCUAGCCCCCUCCGUCUUUGCCAUUCGCACUGCAAUGCACAAGCUUCUCGUUGUGACCUGUCGCCGGGAGAGUGCGGAUGUGUUUGACAUUGAGCGCUCUCGCGUUGACCUGCCAGCUGAAGUGGCUGAGGUGGCCGAGUGGUGUGACUUUGCCAUCAAUCAGCAACACACCCACGUCAUGAUUCGAACUACAUCAGACAAGCCAAUGCAUUUCCUGCACCUCGAAACUGACAAGCCACAAGACGCUCUAGCCCGCGCCGUGUCCACCUCUGUACCCCACGAAGUCAACAACUUCGAUGCCUCUCAUCUGACUGCAGUCAUGAAUGAGUUUCCACCGACGACCAUGGAAAAAUAUCUUGGACGCUUGCGUCAAGUGGUCAGCCAGAGACGCGUCAAUUGCAAAGAUCUUACCGAUUGGCGUGACAACCUGGCCUUGCUUUGCCGCAUCAUGCGCACGGUCGUGGAGCUCAAGGAUGCUCUCUGCGUGGCCGUCAACUGCUUCACUUACCGGAUUGAUCUCGAGGUCGCUGCAGUACCACACGACUCGUUGGCAGACGCCAUUAGGGCAUUAAACACAGACUCGCUUGACCUCCGCGAUGACGACGCCAAACAGCUGACAUACAUUGCCAUGCGACUUUUGCUCUCUGCGGAGCUGGUGCUCAUCCUUGCGGGCCAGCUCUCUGACGCGGUGGCUUCAGACGAAGAUGCUAAAGCGGAGCGCAUCAACGUAUGCCGCUGGCUGCUGCCCCUAACAGGCUCCUUUCCACGCACAAUACGCUUGGCAUUGACCGUGGCCAUCGCCGUUCUUCUGCAAGGUGCGGCAGCGCAGGAGUCCAUGGCCUUGACGGCCGAUGCGGAUGCCGCUGCUGAAGCACACCUUCUGCCGGCCCAAAAGAAAGAGACCGAGAUUAAAGCAGAGGGUUUCGUUUCGUUUCUCGACGACUCGUCAACUAUUCCUGCUAGUGUCAAUCACGAAGGAAGCCUUUUGGCGCGCUUCCGAAGUGCACCGGCCUAUCUUCUAGCCCGUGAAGCUUAUGAUUUGAUCGGACACAUGCAAGAACUGGAGAGCCAUGCGGAAUUCGUUUAUGGUGUUAGGCCCAAAGAUGCGCGGCGCCUGCUUGCCAUCGGCCAGACCCAACUUCCUGGUCUUUUGAAGAUUGCCGGCUUCGAUGGCGAAUUCUUACUAGAUGUGAGCAAAAACAUUGUAUUGACUCACUUGCCCAAGAAAGGAGCCUAUCGCUCCUGUGCUCGCCCCAUGGCACUGAACGCACCCUGUUUUAUCAAAGGAGAACACAACUGGCUGGACGUGGUGUGUCACUAUCGACUUGGCCCAGCCCAACCGCAGUGCUGUUGCUACUUGGGCCAGGAACUGAACGACGCUGGUCACCUUUCGCUUCCAGAACUUGACGAACAGGCGCAGGAUCGGCAGCUGAAGCCCUUCUGUUUGCCCACGUACCUGAUCAUCGGAGCACAAAAGGCUGGCACCACGGCCUUGGCUGCCUUGCUCAGCUUGCAUCCCAUGAUCAACCCAAUGCGCGUCAAAGAGGGGCACUUUUUUGAUCGUGCCUGGGGAAAUCAGCAACGCGCGAAUCGCUAUUUCAAGAGCUUCAUCCAAACCGAGCCAGCCAUGACAUUCAAGACUUUGAUUGGUGACAGCACACCGUCAUAUGCAUUAUCGCAUCGCUACGCACAGCGAAUACGCGGCGCGCUACCGCAUGCCAGGCUGAUCAUGCUGCUGCGCAAUCCUGUUGCGCGAGCAUAUAGCGAGUAUCAGAUGAAGUUGCGACGCAUUGAAGCUGAUCUUCCUUUUGACAACCUUACGGUGUGGAGUGAGUAUGUCGAGCUGCUUGCGGGAUGCUUAAGCCGAAAGAGUUCGCUGCCGAGUUUCCCCCAAUUUCAGACUGUGUUUGCUCGACGCUCCACGCGAUGGAAAGACUUUGACGCCUGCUUGUCGCCACGUUUAGCCAAACUGGGCGAGGCGGAGUUUGAAGCCGAGGAGCUGCAAGCCUAUCGAGCACCUCACGAAUCAAACACGGAGAUUGUGGCAGCCAUGCGCGCAUCCCUACUCAACCUGACACUGACUUGCGUUCGGUGGGCUAAACUGCAUACGGAGGUUGUUCUGCCUUUACCGAGAGCCUUUGCUGAAGAAAUUUCGAAGGUGGAUGCAAGCAUGUACUAUGAUGCACUCGCGUGUGGCCGUCAACCGGCCCGUUGCCAGCAAUUGCAGCGUCGGUGUGGUCCAAGCUACAACGUAUCUGAGACCUGCCUUCGUGAUCCAGCGCUUGCUCACUUUUUCUCAUUCAACACCACGGUCCACUGGCCCAAGGGAAGCCACUCCGACAUUCAGCGGGACUUUAUCUUUCGCGGGCUAUAUGAGCCACAGAUCCGGUGGUAUCGGGAGGAGUUUCCCGCCGAUCAGCUAUUGUUGUUGACGGAUCGGCAGUUGCGCGAGGAGCAGGGCGCCAGUUUGCAGGCCAUAGCGCACCACCUGGGCUUGACGGCUCCCAGCGACUGGCUGGCCACGGACUCUGCCGCGGUGAACGACCGGGUCAGCACACUUUGGGAGCGCUUUGUCAACACUGGCUGGCAGCUUCAGUCAUCGUACCAGCCGCUGGACGCUGAGCUGCGCCAAAAGUUGGAGGCGUUUUUCCUUCCACACAACCUACGACUCUUUCGCUACCUUGACGAGGAGCUCCACUGGUAA
Monosiga brevicollis MX1 is the source of this 3810-nucleotide messenger RNA. RefSeq lists its product as uncharacterized. The coding region runs from base 1 to 3810 and encodes 1269 amino acids. Gene Ontology annotation, molecular function: sulfotransferase activity. The transcript has 27 exons. Lineage: Eukaryota; Choanoflagellata; Craspedida; Salpingoecidae. The record is from RefSeq and is a predicted model, not a curated record.